CCAUGCCCGAGAGCCUCGCGUUCUUGGCUGGCGCCUCCGCCCGCCCUUAAAAGGGCAGUGCCCGUUACUCCCCCAGCCCAGCCAAGCCCUGCCCCUCGGGAGCCUCCAGCAGCCAGCCCAGCUUGGCGGGGGCCACUCGGCGUCUCUGCCCGGCGCCGCCAUGGACUCAUCCGGCAGCUCCCGAGGCUGCAUGGAGCAGCUGCUCACCUUCAUCCGCACGCACAAGGGGAUCCUGCUCACCACCGAGAUCGUUCUGUGUAUCAUCAUCUUGAUCUGCUAUGGGGCCUCGGCGCUGGGCUAUGUCUCUCUGGCCAUCUUCGAGAUGAUUUACACCAUCGUCAUAUUUAUCAUCUUUGCUUUCGAGUUCAAUCUCCAGAUCUCUUUUAUCCACUGGGGAUGGACGGAUUUCCUCAGGGCCCUUAUCGGGUCUGUGGCCUUCAUCAUCACCUCUCUCAUCGUUCUCAUAGGAUACCGCCAUGGAGCCGUCAUCGCUGCUGGGGUGUUUGGGUUGCUGACGGGAAUUGUUAUGGGCUACGAUGCCUACACCAUUGUACCCCAGCUGAGAAAGCAGCAUUCGGCAGUCCCCAACCCUGAACCUACAGGGGGGAUCUGAAGUCGUCUCCACCGGUGAAGCUCCACAUUGGACUCUUCUCCUCUCACCUGCUGCAGCUUCAGGAGGGAAGUUGCCCCAGCGUCUAAAUUCCGAGCAUCCCUGUCUCUGUCCAGAGGCCUUUCAAUCCUUGUAAAAGAGAAUUUUUAAACCAGCUCUUUGCCUCCCCCAACUUCAGCUGCAGUUUCUCCCUUCCAGCUCUGUCCUAAUGGGGGAACGGAAGACAUUUAGGGGAAGAACGGUUGCCCCACAGUUAUGGAGAGGAGAGGAGGUUAGAGAAUAAUCCCAGUUAAUGUCUACGUCUAGGAAGUGCCGCCUCUCCACAUUGGCUGAGGUUCAGAAGUCCUCUUCUCAAAUGUUUUCCGGCUUCCGUCCCCACUAGAAUGCUAAGAACUGAAGACGCCUCUGUGAUGAUAUAAAGGAAAAAAAGAUUAUUUUGGUUGCAAAAACUUGGUGUGAGCCUUAAAAUGGUAGGAGGGCCUUUAUGCUUCUGGAAGAUGUGGGUGGGGAAAUGGGACCCCUGGUUCUUCCCCCAGUUCUAGGAGAUGAAGCUGGUGGAUGAUGGUGACUGGUGGGUCACCUUCCUGCUGCUGGCUAUGAACUGCUUUCCCUUUUGAUGUGCCUCAGUUUCCCCCAUUUGAAAUGGGGGCAGGAAGCAAUUAUGUCUAAAUCUGUGCAGGGGAUCAGUGGCUGCUGGGUGACUGUGUUUCAUAUCUAGCCCUGGAUCGUUUUAAAGCCUCCGUGUGAGAGAUCAUUGAGCUAAGGAGUCAGGUUUUUUAUAAACCUACUUUUAAACAUUUUUGAGGGGCAAAAAUUUCCCCCAUAGCCCUUUUUUUCUACAUCCUGUUGAUACUUUUUAAGAGGGAUGGUUUUUUUCCCCUCAUACCUUUCCUACUGGAUGGAGUACCAGGUCAUAGGCAGGACGGCCUGAAACUUGUGAUUUCAGGUCAGCCCAAAAGGUGCUUGCCCAGAUGCUCAAAAACAUCUGGCAAAUUUUCAAAGGUCAGAGGGUUUCUUCAAGAAGAUAGUCAGGAGGCAGGGAUUCCUUGCGCUGAAGAGAGGUUUCUUCCCCUUCACCAAAAUCAAUAAAAAGGGAGUAUUUUAUACCACAAAAGUAAGCUUUUUUCACAAUGAUGCGUAACUAUGCAAAUGUAUACAGGUCUCACAAUACUGUUCUUAGAAAGGAGUUUGGGUUACCGGUGCAGACUUCUGAUUUAUUAUUUUAUACUUCAUUAUUGGAGAGGGGGCUUGGAUAUUGGUUGUGUUCUUCUAAGGAGAAGGAGGUCACAGGACCAUUACUUCCCACUGGGCCUUCUCCCACCCGUCUGGAUUGGGUCCAGAAGAAAUGGGGGAGGAAAGUUGCGUCCAGUAUCCCAAACGGGCACGCCGCUGCCUAGCUGUGUAUUGCUUUUUUUUCUGCCAUUCACUUCAGUCUGUGUGUGCUUUAUCGACAAAAUGGAAUAAACUGAAUUUGCAAACAAAA
Molecule: messenger RNA, 2093 nt
Organism: Sphaerodactylus townsendi
Lineage: Eukaryota; Metazoa; Chordata; Lepidosauria; Squamata; Sphaerodactylidae
Gene: PLP2
Product: proteolipid protein 2
Exons: 5
Coding region: 161-613 (150 amino acids)
Cellular component (GO): membrane
Source: RefSeq, a predicted model, not a curated record